AUGAUCAUCAUAUUCGCUUUGAUGAUGACCCUUUGCAGUCCGAGCCUUCCGUUGUUCACAGUGGUGCGGCGUGCAAGUCUGACACCUAGCCAAGAGGCCCGAAACAUGGUUGACCCGACUGCGACAACAGAAACCAUCCUUAACGUCACCGACUACAUCGCAGAAGCUCGUGCUCGUGAGGAACGAGUGCUGGCACAAAUUCGUGAGGAACGAGCGCUGGCACAAAUUCGUGAGGAACGAGCGCUGGCACAAGCUCGCGAACUGAGCUUAAACUGCACUGCAUUGGAAAGGCAAAACUUUCUCUUGCAGCGUGAGCUGUUACCUGCCAAGACGAGCACAGCUGCAGUGCUGUGCAACCGCUUCUUGGUCGAGAGCGGCCUCCUCGACAGAGAUCCAACCCUUAUUCUGUCGGCCGCGUACGACAAGUUCAAGACAAAGCUCGUGACACCUUCUGGCAAGGGGCUGACAAAAGCAGGACGUUCUUUGCUCAGCGAUAUUUCCUGGAAGUCGGGGAUGAGCGCCAGGCACAGGGACGUGGCCAAUGGUCUCCAGAUGCUCAUUCAUCAGUUAUCGUCGGUCAUCCACUACCCAAAACUUGUCCGCCGCGGCUUCGUAUGCGGUGGACACCCACCGCUGGGCAUCGCUGUUGCGAUGGCAGUGUUGACCUUGCAGGCAGAGGGACAUAUUGGCCACGAUGUAGUUGUCAUAGACGGUGACUACAACCCAGUUGCGGAGAUGAAAGGAGGGGUCAUUUCUUCAUGGCCGGCGACGCACGCACGCUGA
Symbiodinium natans is the source of this 783-nucleotide messenger RNA. NCBI's taxonomy places the organism in Eukaryota, Dinophyceae, Suessiales, Symbiodiniaceae. The record is from the annotation of a GenBank genome assembly.